This is a messenger RNA of Perca fluviatilis (European perch), 2669 nucleotides long. Its product is annotated as receptor-interacting serine/threonine-protein kinase 3-like. Lineage: Eukaryota; Metazoa; Chordata; Actinopteri; Perciformes; Percidae. The coding region runs from base 529 to 2124 and encodes 531 amino acids. Gene Ontology annotation, molecular function: ATP binding; JUN kinase kinase kinase activity; protein binding. The transcript is spliced from 11 exons. The record is from RefSeq and is a predicted model, not a curated record. Gene Ontology annotation, biological process: protein phosphorylation.
GGUUGUCUGACGGUGCCGGUUGGGGGUGUGAUGAACAGUAGCAAUUAUAGUCACAAUAAUACUCCAAAUAUCAGUGGUGAAGUUUAUGGGCUACAGGCUGCUGAUGUGUUUUUUCACAAAGCAGUUUUGGAAACACGGUUUCUGUGAUGUGGUGACGGCUGGGAAUCUCUCGGCUCCAGUACACUGAGAAGAUGUGGAAACCCAGUAUUAUUAAUGACUGACAAUGGCUGGUCGUCAAGUGCAAUCAUGCAUUGGGCAAGAGCAUAGUUAAUUUUUUACAGCCAAAAAUCUCCAAACUGCUGGCAUUGCUCCUCUUCUUUUGCCUAUAUCUGCUUGACAGAGAAGUUAUUGUCAUAUUGCUAUGAGGUGGUAUCGGGUGUGGUAGUAUCUAAUCUAAUUUUAUGACUACAAGUACGAAUACAUGCGCACAGCAUCGGAUACCCGAUGCUGGCAUCUGUGUCGGUGCAUCCCUAGUCUAAACUGGACUCAGGGUUUGAUUAUACCAAUAAUUUGUUCCUCCAGUGAACUAUGGCACAGUUUGUUGAAGACUGUAGCCUGAGGGACUGGAAGGAGGUUGGCUCUGGGGGUUUUGGACAAAUCUACAAAGCCAGGCAUCAUCAGUGGGGUUUUGAUGUGGCCAUUAAACUGCUUCUUCAGGGCGAGGGGACCGAGAAGUCUUUGCUGCGUGAGAUCAAGAUGAUGCGUCAAGUCACCAGCCCGCAUGUUAUGGCCGUCCAAGGGAUCUUCAAGGGUCGAACGCCCUCCUCUGGCAGGUCAAAACAACUUGGUCUGGUCAUGGAGCUCAUGGAGAGAGGCUCAUUGGCCUCCCUACAGGAAGCAUUGAGGGGAACUCCACCCUGGCCUCUGGUCUUCAGACUUGCUCACCAAGUGGCUCUGGGUAUAAACUACCUCCACAGUCUGCCCCGUCCCGUUCUCCACCAGGACCUGAAGCCCCAAAACGUGCUGCUGGACGACGCUCUAAAUGCCAAGCUUACAGAUUUUGGCCUUGCCCGGAUUUCCUGCAGCGUCACACAGGUUUCCAAGGACGAUGAACCACUAGGAGGGACGAUACAUUAUAUGCCACCAGAGGCUUUAAAAAGCACAUCGUACAAACCUACCAGAGCCUUUGAUAUCUACAGUUAUGGGAUACUCCUUUGGUCCAUUGUCACAGGGAAACAACCUUAUGAAUAUGCAAAGCCUGACGUAGUGAUGUUGCGCAUCCCGAAGGGAGACCGCCCACAGCUGGAUGAUAUCAAGGGCAAUGUUGCCGGGUUGACAGAGUUGAAAAGAUUGAUGAAGAGAUGCUGGGAUCAUAAACCUGAACAAAGGCCCAGAGCCCUUGAGUGUACAACUGAGACAGAAAAACUGUUCAAGAUGCACAAACAUGCAAUCAAUAAUGCUGUCUAUGAAGUUCUGAUGAAACUGGACCAAAAGAAAGAAGACGGCAUGGCAGCAGGAGCUCAAGUUCAGAGGGAUCAAAUCGCUGAGGCUUCAGUGGAGGGGACCCAACAGCUCCUGAGAGAAUUGAAUCUGCUUGCUGUUCCACAACAGAGAGUGGACCCUCUCAGGGUGCAGAGGCGUGAUCUGAUGAAAUAUUCCUGUGAACUCACACUGGACACAAACACAGUGAACAGAGAACUCAAACUGUCUAACAACAACAGGACGGUGACACGGGUGGAGGAGUAUCAGCCAUAUCCUGAUCAUCCAGAGAGGUUUGACUGGCCCCAGCUGCUGUGUAGAGAUGGUCUGACUGGUCGCUGUUACUGGGAGGUUGAGAGGAGAGGAGGAAGGGUUUCUAUAGCAGUGAGUUACAGAGGAAUUAGCAGGAGAGGAAACAGUGUUGACUAUUGGUUUGGACGUAAUGAUCAGUCCUGGAGACUCUGGUGCUCUGAUGAUGGUUACUCUGUCUGGCACAAUAACAACAGAACCUCCCUCCCUUGCUCUUCCUCCUCUGUUUCUAGAAGAGUAGGAGUGUAUGUGGACUGUCCUGCUGGCUCUCUGUCCUUCUACACAGUGUCCUCUGGAUCACUGAUCCACCUCUACACCUUCAACACCACAUUCACUCUGCCUCUUUAUCCUGGGUUUGCAUUUGGGUCAUAUGGUGCCUCAAUAUCUCUGGGCUAGAUUUAUCAAGCCGUUUGCGCCUGUUUCCAGGCGUUAAAUGUUCUCAAAGACUGACUUAACCAAUGCGGGCUAUUUACAAACAGGGCACACUUGGGUAAAAUCGCAGAUGCCUGCCACAUGAGCGAGAAGAGACAAGUUGCGCUUUCAAUAUGCGUUUGUGGGAGGGUCAUGGGGAAAGUGGGAGUUCCACCCAAAAGGUGGGAAGAUACGCGUGAAGUGCGCCUAAUAACAUAUUGGUGAAGGACGACAUUUCACUUUGGUUCACAUUUGUCUCACUGAUUGUGUCUUUAAUGUCAGAAAUGUUCUUCUUCUUUAGUAAUGCUGAAAUGAUCUCCUCAGAGAUGAGAACUAGUUGUGUAUAAACUGUAUUGACUUUGAUUUUCACUUUAAUCAUGUUUUAUUGGAGCAGCUUCAGCUGUUAGUGAUUUAUUUCCAAAAAGGUUUAAAAAAGGUUUAAUAAAACAGACUCGAUGAGUUCAACAUGUUUUAACAAAUGUAAAUCUGUUUCAAUUUGAAAUUCAAAAAAUAAAGAUGUUUCCUUCAUA